AAUGUCCUGUUCAAAGGUAAACCCGCAGACGAGCGUUGCCGCCGCGUACCCCGGAUUCGUUUCGCUUUCGGCACCGUUGGAUUCGAGCGAAGAGUUAUGCACAAGCCGGGUUACGAUGGUGCCGGUAGCUGUGCUUCGUCGCCAAAGCGAAAUCUGUGAUUCUUCUUUUUUACCUUAAUUUAUUACCGAGGACACACGCCGAAUAUCAAGAAAACAUGUGACUAAACUCGGCGCAAAAUCCAAGGUUUUAAAUUAUGUAAAUAUGGCAGAAGGUGGAACAGAACCAAAGUCCAAUGACAAUCAAGUAUCUAAACUUCAAUUAGAGGUGAAGGAGUGUCUUGGUAAUUGGCUAGUGUACUUACAGACGCUCAAUGGCCUAUGCACAGCCGGUGCAAAGUUGGCUCAGUCGCUACAAACUCUUUUGUCUGCUCACGAUACAGCUGCGCAAUGUCGAUUAACCGGACAAUGCCUCGCUGGUUGGGAAGAGCUUACAAAAGCAACAUACGUGGCCAGUAAUACAGUAAAGAAUCACAUUAUCUCUGCUUUGAGAGAUCAUGAAACUCGAGACAACGAGGGGGACAAACAUGACAUACUUAGAGAUAAUUUAUUAACUUUCAUAAAUUUGCAAUACCAAUUCUGUGUUGCUUGCUGUGAGUGUCUAGGUGGAAUGGCCGAAUGCUCGUGUUCACAAAGUGGUACUGCCGAAUGCGACAUUGCAUCUUUACAACAGUGCUUUGAAAGAUUAUAUAGUUCACCGCCACUAGUGUCUUCGUCAUCGACGCAACAGUCGGUGCAGAACUGUCAUAGGUCACCAUUACCAUAUCCUUUAUUUCCUCUGCAGGUUCAGAGGAGAUGGUCGGAAACAGCAGCCGCGGAAAUGUCGGGAGAAGCGUCGGAGAACACGAUGAGAAGGUGGUCCAUGCCAUGGGAUUGUCGAAAUAUCACAGACUGGCCAAGACAGGACGCCAGAUCAAGGCUGAGGGUUCCUCAUCAAGACAGAAGUCGAUCGGCUACACCGGAUACGAUCUGGAAAACUUCCACCAUGGCUAGUCAGGAUGGCCUCCAGGAGGCAAUUCAAUUGUUAUCUUGCAAACCAGGAGUUAGACCAUUAAAUCAGCUAUCAGCUUAUACCAAUCAUCAUAUUCCGGGCGUAACUUUGACGACGUGCAACUUCGAAUCAAGUUACGACACGAUGAUUUGGCCCGGAUCACGCAAAGUAGGCCCGUUGAGGUGUUGGCCGCACGAUUCCCACUCGAGCGAGCACUCUGAUCAAUCGGGACGUCGCGAAAGCGAACAAAGUGUACACAGCGGAGAGCAUAGAGAUUCAGAGCAUAGCGUAGCCAGCGGUAGUCACGCAGACAGCAAAGAUAGCAUUCAUUCGCAUAGCGAUCAUAGAGAGGCGGAACUCGGUACCGUAGAUAAUAUGUUACCGUCUCGUAAAAGCAGCUCUUCGACAGACUCUUGCAUAUCAGCCCAUAGUCGUUCAGGUUCCGAGAGCGCCGGUGGUGGGGUAAUUAACACGGAUUUCAUUUCGAGUGUUUACAAUUGUCUGUGUAUUGAGAAACUCUAUCGAUUUCAGGAAUGCGCGAGAUCUCAGUUGUAUUCGAUGUGGAGCGGCAGCGACUUGCCUUUCAUUAAAUUGCCGGAGAGCAACGAGACACAGGACGAUCAUCCGCCUGUAUAAAUAUUUGGUACCUCUCCCCAGAGGCGACCGGUUCUACGUGCUUUCUUCCGGAUGGCUGUAGCCAAUCUCCCAACGAUCGGAACGAUCAAAAUCGUUCGGUAUCGGCUUGUUUUAUAAGCGCGAGAGAGACGGUAACUGACGCGAAUAGUGCGUUCACUAUUGAUUAAUGUAUACGAUCGUUGAAGGAACGCGUGAAACGCGGCCGUUUGAUGGUCAAUAUAACACUGUAGAGUUGAA
Messenger RNA from Megalopta genalis, 1921 nucleotides. The record is from RefSeq and is a predicted model, not a curated record. NCBI's taxonomy places the organism in Eukaryota, Metazoa, Arthropoda, Insecta, Hymenoptera, Halictidae.